Messenger RNA from Symphalangus syndactylus (siamang), 1365 nucleotides. RefSeq lists its product as uncharacterized. The record is from RefSeq and is a predicted model, not a curated record. Lineage: Eukaryota; Metazoa; Chordata; Mammalia; Primates; Hylobatidae.
AUGUUCCGUUUCUUGAUCUGGGUGCUGGGUGUAUUACCUGCAAGAAUGCAAGCUUUCGGCACUUCUCUGGAGGAGUCCUCCGUUGGCCCCGCGGAAAGAGAGGUGAUGGUCCGAGUUUCUGGGCCUUUGGGGUGCCACGCGGGCGCCGAGGGCAGCACCAUCUGGAGGGGUGGGAGCGCGCGGCCUCUGGGGGGCAAGCGAGUGCGGUGGGCCGAGCCGGUCGGGGGCCCCCGGCGGGGCGCGCAGGAGGAGCGCGGCGGGCUGAGCCCUGCGCUGCCGGAGCAGCAACCGCAGCGCGUAGGAGUUCUCAGCUGGAGCCCGCAGCAGCUCCGCGGGCUGAAGCUCGGCGUGGAGGAGCGGGGCGGGGUGGGCCCGGCGGUGCAGGAGGAGGGCGGGGUGGGCCCGGGGCUGCAGGAGCGCGGCGGCCGCGGCCACGAGCCCAGCCGGGGGGUGGUGUGGGGGCCGCCGGACGGCGCGGAGUGGGGGCGCCCGCUGCGGUGGACUGGCUCGGCGGGCUGGCCUGUGGCGCAGGAGGAGGGGCUGGGGCCCCGCGGACAGCACCAGGAGAAGGGCGGAGGCAGCCCCGCAGUGCAGGAGCGCGGCGAGGCCCGGGCCGGGGUGCAGGAGCGCGGGGAGGGGAGCCCGCGGAGGCUGCUGCAGCAGCCCGAGCCGGCGUCCGAGUCCGGGGAAGUCCCCCGCGAGCGCAGGGAGGGGCCAGAAAGUUCCGGCGAACUGGGGGAGCGGCCGUGGGAGAGCGUCGGGCGGGAGGCGGUGGUCCUGGGAGCGGCCCCGGCGCCCCGAAGCCGCCCCGAGCUGGUGGGGAGGGCCCGGCCGGUGGGGCCCCGGGGGCCUGCGGGGGAGGGGCGCCUGGGGGUGCAAGAGGCGAAUUGGCUGCCCGGGGUGCAGGAGGGACAGGUGGUGCGGGCUGUCCAGGAAACCUACCUAAACGGGAAGGAGCCCCAGGAGGGAGAGGGACCGGGCGAGGGGCUCAGGCCCCGGAGGCGCCGGCGGAGGAGGAGGUGGUGACUGGCAGGCCGCCGCCCGGGCCCCACCGUCCCUCCGGGGCUGAAGGGAAAGCAGGAUGUAGGGGCGUGGGGACUCGGGCGCAGAAGAGUGCGGGGAACCGGUGAGCUCUGGGAGCUACUGCCUGAGGGCAGGCCGCGGCCCGCGGGAACCUCUUCUAUCUCAGCCUGGGCGUCGCUGAAGCUGUGUCUGCGGGGAGGCAGCGGAAGGCGGCAGAUUUUCAAGGGCUUUCGGCCCCUAGGAACUUCGAGCAGGAAUAGGGGACAUGGGUCCAGGCGGUUCUCGGUAGCUUCUCUCGGGAGUCAGAAGGUGGCGUGAGCCCUUCCAGGUGGCCGUGUAGUG